CGCCCCGCGCCCCGCGCCCCGCGCCGCCCGCGCUCCAGACCCGCCCGAAUCGCCCCCGGCUGCGAGCGCGGGACCUCGGGCGCGAGGGGACGGGCCGCCCCCGGCUCCGGGAACCGCGUCGCCCCCUCGGGGAGCCGCUGAGGCCGAACGUCCGGGGAAGGAGCAUCCCGCGGACGCCUGCGCCCGAGAGUGUAUUUUCUGUGAGUCCUAAUCAAGCAAUGCAAAUGUGCUGCAAUGGUGACAUAAACUACUGACUGAGAAGUAGCUGAAACGCCAUCUUCUUUUAUUUUUUUAUGGUGCUUCUACUGGAACAGUCUGAGGAAAGUGCAUACAAUAUGAGUUUUCUCUUGAAGCUUCACAGACACUUUCAAAGAACAGUUAUUCUGCUUGCCACAUUUUGUAUGGUGAGCAUUAUUAUUUCUGCUUACUACCUGUACAGUGGCCACAAACAGGAAAAUGAACUGUCUGAGAUGGCUUCAGAAGUGGACUGUGGGGACUUCCAAAACCUACCAUAUAGGCUGGUGGAAGUGAGGACGACGAAGCUUUCUGAUGCCUCAAGGACAGGCCCCACAGUCUUGGUGUUCGUGGAGAGCCAGUACUCAUCUCUUGGUCAAGACAUCAUUAUGACUCUAGAAUCCAGUAGAUUCCAGUAUCACAUUGAAAUUGCUCCUGGUAAAGGAGACCUCCCAGCACUUACAGAAAAAACUAAAGGCAAAUAUAUUCUCAUUAUUUAUGAGAAUAUUUUAAAGUAUGUAAAUAUGGACUCUUGGAAUCGAAGCCUUUUAGAUAAAUACUGUGUAGAAUAUGGUGUGGGUGUCAUUGGAUUCCACAAAUCUACUGAGAAGAACCUGCAGAGCUUUCAGUUGAAAGGUUUCCCUUUUUCCAUCUAUGGAAACCUUGCAGUAAGAGAUUUUUGUAUUAAUCCUCAUUCUCCAUUACUUCAUGUGACCAAACCUUCUAAGCUUGGAAAAGAUUCUUUGCCUGGAACUGAUUGGACAGUUUUCCAGAUAAAUCACUCAGCCUACCAACCAGUAAUAUUUGCCAAAGUAAAGACCCCUGAAAACCUAUCUCCUCCCAUAUCUAAAGGUGCUUUUUAUGCCACUAUCAUACAUGACCUGGGGCUUCAUGAUGGAAUUCAAAGAGUUCUUUUUGGCAACAACCUCAACUUUUGGUUGCAUAAGCUCAUCUUCAUAGACGCGGUUUCCUUCCUGUCAGGGAAGAGACUCAUGUUGUCCUUGGACAGAUACAUCCUUGUGGAUAUUGAUGAUAUUUUUGUGGGAAAGGAGGGAACAAGAAUGAACAUCAAUGAUGUAAAGGUUCACUUAAAGAGAGUGUCCUUCUUUGGAGGACUUCUUUUGAUCACUCAAGUGGUGAUCUAUGUUCUGAGGGGAACUGAGGAGGAAGAUGAAGGGGAUGACCAUCUUUUGGGGUCUGUGGAUGAGUUCUGGUGGUUUCCUCACAUGUGGAGCCACAUGCAGCCCCACCUUUUCCAUAAUGAGUCAUCUUUGGUGGAGCAGAUGAUUCUCAACAAAAAAUUUGCCUUAGAGCAUGGCAUUCCUACCGGCAUGGGCUAUGCUGUAGCCCCUCACCACUCGGGAGUCUACCCUGUACAUGUUCAGCUUUAUGAGGCCUGGAAGAAGGUUUGGAAUAUUAGAAUCACCAGCACUGAAGAAUAUCCACAUCUGAAACCAGCUAGAUACAGGAAGGGCUUCAUCCACAAAAACAUUAUGGUUCUUCCAAGACAAACCUGUGGGCUUUUCACCCACACAAUCUUCUACAAAGAAUAUCCAGGAGGUCCUAAAGAGCUGGACAAGAGUAUUCAAGGAGGUGAACUUUUCUUCACUAUAGUCCUCAACCCAAUCAGCAUUUUCAUGACCCAUUUGUCCAACUAUGGGAAUGACCGACUGGGAUUAUAUACAUUUGUUAACCUGGCCAACUUCAUGCAGAGCUGGACCAAUUUGCGACUUCAGACUCUGCCUCCAAUGCAGCUGGCUUAUAAGUAUUUUGAGCUCUUCCCUGAUCAAAAAGACCCUCUCUGGCAGAAUCCUUGUGAUGACAAACGCCACAGAGACAUUUGGUCUAAAGAAAAAACCUGUGAUCGCUUACCAAAAUUUUUGGUAAUAGGACCCCAGAAAACUGGAACCACUGCUUUGUAUUUGUUCCUGGUUAUGCAUCCUUCCAUCCUUAGUAACUCCCCCAGCCCAAAAACCUUUGAGGAGGUACAGUUCUUUAAUAGAAAUAACUACCACAGGGGGAUUGAUUGGUAUAUGGAUUUCUUCCCAGUCCCAUCUAAUGUCACCACUGACUUUCUGUUUGAGAAGAGUGCCAAUUACUUCCACUCAGAGGAAGCUCCUAGAAGAGUGGCUUCCCUGCUCCCCAAAGCCAAGAUCAUCACCAUUCUCAUUGACCCAUCAGACCGAGCAUAUUCUUGGUACCAGCAUCAGCGAUCACAUGGAGACCCUGCCGCUCUGAAGUUUAGCUUCUACGAAGUGAUCACAGCGGGGCCCCGUGCACCCUCCGAGCUUAGAGCCUUACAGAAGAGAUGUUUGAUCCCAGGGUGGUAUGCCAGCCACAUUGAAAGAUGGCUUGUUUAUUUCCCUCCAUUUCAGUUGCUAAUUAUCAAUGGGCAACAGCUAAGAACUGAUCCUGCUACAGUGAUGGAUGAAGUACAGAAGUUUCUAGGAGUCUCUUCUCAUUACAAUUACUCAGAAGCUUUAACGUUUGAUUCUCAUAAAGGCUUUUGGUGUCAGUUACUGGAAGAAGGUAAAACAAAAUGCCUUGGAAGGAGCAAAGGAAGAAAAUACUCUCCAAUGGAUCCUGAUAGCAGAGCAUUUCUAUCAAGCUACUAUCGAGAUCACAACGUGGAACUCUCAAAGCUGCUGCACAAACUGGGGCAGCCUCUGCCAUCCUGGCUGAGACAAGAGCUGCAGAAAGUGAGAUAGCACAGAGAAAGGACUUCCUGAGUAUCCAGCUUCCAUGUAACAAUCUCCUUUCCCAAAACUUCUGGAAGCUACCAAAAGGCUGUUUAAAAAUAUACCUCUUCAAAUGAGAAAAGAGAAUAGAGUUCCUUUCAUGUGCUGGCAUGUGGAUGAUGAGGACAAAAAUGAAAAAAGAAAAAUAUCUGUUACUAGUCUUGAGGCCUAUGGCCUUUCUCUUACCCAUAUCGGAGCCUGUGGGAUUGUAGACUACUGUGUACUCAUGUGGAAGUCAAUUGCAAUCAAUAUAAAUAUCAAACACAAUGCAGAACUGUUCCAUUUCAUAGUAAUAUUUACACUUUUAUAUAUAUCAACUAAGAUUGUGUCUCUGUAGAUUUUUAGACCACUGUUUGCCUGUACAAUGUUUUCUUAUUUAUUCUACAAAGUGUCCUACGAAACAAGAAGCAAAAUAAACAUCAUAAUGUAGCAUUAAAUGUCAAAGGCAUAGCACCCAUGAAAAAUGUUUGCCAAAAUAUAAAUCCACAGAAGUAUUUAGAAAGAAUUAUAAAUUAUAAUUUGCGCUAGAUCAGAGUGGAAAAGUUACAUAUGAGCUUUCUCCGCAUCAAAUACAAUUAAGUGCUGUAACAAGAAAAAGUGACUUUCCAUAACAUAGUUCAGUGCAUUUAUGUAAAAGUUACUAAUUCUUCUGUAAUCAUUAUGUAAUCGUUAUACUGAAAGAUAUGUUGUAAAGCCAUUGGAUGGUAAAUAGAAAGGCACUGAGGAUGGAAAUACAGUUAACAAUACUGUAAAGUAUACAGACUAAAUCCUGUAAAGGGGAGAAAUUGUAGGGUCUGAAGGUACAUCAUUGAAAACUUAUGUCCCUUUUCUGUGAGCUACAUAUCUACUCUUGUCUUCCUCGUGGAUUUUACAGACACACUUGCAUAGAAUCUGAGGUAAGUGUCAUGUUCAGUAACAGAUUGACAUUUAAAUGUGAACAACUUUUUUUUUUGUUCCCCAGAACAAAAUCUAUUAAAUAAAAACUAAGGACAGUUUCUCUAGAUAUGUUAGGUUAUUUACUUUUAAAUUAUAGAAAACUAUGAGAUAGUUCAAAAUGGAAUUGUAUAAUGUAGAGGUUUACAACAAAAACAAAUUAAUAUAUGAUUCUGAAUCUGACAUUUGCAAUGAUAUUUUUAAUACAAGGCAGAAAAAAAUAAGUAGGGCCAAGUUCCAUUUUUUUUAGAAUAUUUCAUAUAUCACUCUCGUGGAAGACAGCAGAACAUAGUCACAUUUAUGGCUUAUCUACUAAUUAAAUAAAGGAAGUACAAAGAUGAGCCAGGGAUGGUUCUCAAAAUAUAUUUACAGUUAUAUUUUUAACUGAUUACAUGAUUAGUAAAGUAUUAAAAAAAUGAAGCUAUACUUAUUUCCUGUGCUUAUAUUUACUUAAUUUUUAAAUGUCCUGUAGACAUAAAACUUUAAGUAAUAAAUAAAUUCCCUGCUAUGAUUACAUAAGUAAGCCUUUAUAAAGUGUUUUCAAAAGUGUGAUUAGAUAAAAAAGAUAUACAAGAAAAAUCUAUAGCCCAAAUAUUUUCAUUGUCACUAUAAUGUGUGUAAACUAACUCUGUCAUUCAGUAAUUUGAAAACAAAUUUUGAGAUCUGUCCAUUUACUAUAAAGUUUUAAAAUGACAUUAUAAUUAUAAUGUUUUUAAGUUUUAUAUACCCAAAUGAUAUACUAAUUUUUAAACCAGCUAUUAUCAGAAAGAAUUGGAGAAAAAACAGUCCCUUGGACAACAUGGCAAAUUCAGUCUCCAUGCUUACUGCUGCCUGUUUUGAAACAGCACAUGUACAACACGCUAGGAAAAUGAAGAUAGUCUUUCCACUAAUUUAAGAAAACUGGCAUAUAGGGUCAAACGUAGUGAGAAUGGACCCUAGUAGCUACAUACAGUAUCAUGUUUUAUUUUGACAACAUUUCUGAUAAAAAAAAAAAACAAAGAAAAACUGAUACACUUAUGUUUUAAUGAUGAGAUGUAUAUUUAAAAUUCUAAACAAUGCUGUUAAUGGCAUAAUUUUGUCUAGGUAAGCUGAGUCAGCUGAACAACUCAGACCUUAAGAUUAUGUUGAAAACAUACUGCAUCCUUGUCUAAUGAAAGGAUAUGAUACCAAAAUUUACUCAUUCACAGUACAGCUAUUAUGCCACCUAUAGCUGCAAACCUUUGAAAGGAUUUUGACCACUCAGUGUACCUUGGAGACAACAUCAAAUUCUAGAGGACAUGAAUGCUUUUUAUAUUUACACUCCAGCAGGUUAUUAUGCUAUUCUGAAAGUAACAUAAAUACACAUGAGAAAAGACUGAGUGAGAAUGUGAUUAAAACUAGCUUUGUGUAGAAUUCCUUUUUCAUUACUUAAAAUAUGAAACUUCCUCAGGAAGAAAUGAAAUGGUUAUUUCAAUGUUUAUAAGCUAUAAUAUUCUUGUCAUUCACAUUGAAUGAAAAUUACUGGAAACAUUUUUUUCUCUGAUUUUUUUAAAAUAAAAAUCCUGGAUAUAAUUCUGAUAGUAGCAUGGUACCUCAAAUGAACAACAAUAA
Manis javanica (Malayan pangolin) is the source of this 5495-nucleotide messenger RNA. The record is from RefSeq and is a predicted model, not a curated record. Lineage: Eukaryota; Metazoa; Chordata; Mammalia; Pholidota; Manidae.